UCAUAGGCCGCCUGAGAAUGAAGCUGACUGCUGGGAUGAAGCCCCAACUCCAGAUCAUUGGCCCGUUUAGCUGGUGGCUUAUGAUUAUUGGCGGCAUGACGUAACAGAGACUCAAACCUCGUCUGGGCGUGGUGCGCGCGCCUUGUAGGCAGAAACGAGAUACGGCAGGCAAUUCAAUCUGGGGGGCAGUGUCUGAGUGAGAUGACUGUAGUUACUGGGACCGAGUUAUUUUGCAGAUGCGGCUCUGCUUCUUAUUCCUUGCUCUGGAUCCUUCUACAAAGCCCGACUGCAUGGCAUCCUGACGCUUCGAGGUAUUAUUUGUUUAGUCAACUAAUUAACUUCCAACGUCAACGUCCAUUGCUAUGACUCAAUACCACGACAUAGAGUUGAGAGAAGCUGGCGAGGAAUUCCACGGUGAUGGUCGAGGUGCAGCCAACCAAGGGCCGUCAAACGUUUUAGCGAAUUAUAACGACCAAACCCUUCGUCGCGAUGCGAGACAGUUUGCUGUCAGACAGCUCGGUAUGAACGACCAAAACGGCGAUGUCGACAAUUUCAUCCGGGCCGCGUUUGUCGCACGGGACAGUGAUAUCUAUUAUGCCGUCGCUCGCGGUGUGUUAACAUACGCACCUGGAGAGUUAGACGUCGACUUAACUGAAGAAGAAAUGGUGGCACUACGGAAGGAGAAGGACAAGUUAUUUAACGAGCGCGGUAUCACCAUGGUUAAUUUGGCUGUAUCGUUGGCCGCUAUACUACAAGGUCAUGUCCAAUCAUCCAUCAAUGGCGCAUCGCUUUACGCAUCAAAGUUUGGCAUAUACACUUCGCGAGUUACUGCUACAGGCGCACACCAAUGGCAACUUGGAGGGGUGAAUGCUGUGCCAUUCUUUACAGCGGCUGUGCUAGGUUGCUGGUUAGCAUUGCCUGUCAAUAACCGCGUCGGCCGGCGCGGUGGUAUGAUGGUGUCUGCAGUUUUGAUCUUCAUCAGCUCUCUCCUCGCAGGCUUGACGGCUUUAAUUCUGAAGGAAGAAGACCGAUGGAAAUUUUUAGUUGGAGUGAGAAUUGUGAAUGGGAUUGGGAUGGGAAUCAAGGCCGUCAGUACUCCUAUUCUCGCCAGUGAAACGGCUAUUCGCUUCUGGAGAGGCUCCUUCGUGCUGGCGUGGCAACUAUGGGUCUCGUUCGGUAUUAUGAUUGGGUUCGUUUUAAACCUGAUAUUUGCCGCGAUUGUUCACAGCAUCUAUGGCGAUAGUAAUCAGGAACUCACCGUCUCCCUGAUUUUGGGGGCGCCACUCAUAUUUUCCAUAGCUAUGCUAGGGGCCGUCUGGAGAUGCCCUGAGAGCCCUCGUUAUUACUUGCGGGGCGGUCGAUCAAAAUACGAUCCUGGAACAGCCUAUGAAAAGCUCAAGCAAUUGAGAAACUGUGAGCUGCUUGCCAUGAAAGACAUAUACUUACUGCACAAGACAAUUGAGCAGGAGAGUCAAGAGACUGGUCUCGAUACCCUUGGAAGCAGCGUGUUUACCAAGUUCGGUCAGCUUUUUACGAGGAGACGACUUCGUAAUGCUCUUAUUAGUACCUCGGUUGUUAACCUUUCUCAACAACUCUGUGGCAUCAAUGUUGCGGCCUUUUACUCAGGAACUUUCUUCGUUUCAGUGCUAUAUGGAAACAACACAGACCAACUCAACUACGACUCCGUCAUUUCAGCUAUGAUCUUCAGCUUUGGAUUUGGAGCUGUAAACUUCUUUUUGGGCCUCCCAGCCUUUAAGACUAUUGACACCCUGGGGAGACGGAAAUGGUUGAUAUGGACGCUUCCAAUUAUGUCUUUCUUCAUGCUUGCUGGUGCAUUAACAUUCCCAAUACCAUGGGACCAGCGAACAGAUUACAACACUGUCCGAAUGGCGGCGUUUUGGUUAUAUCUCCAUGCGGCUGUUUACUCGCCUGGCCUUGGGCCAAUACCCUUCACGCUGGCUUCAGAAAGUUUCCCACUUUCCCACCGUGAACUUGGCUGCGCCUUUGCUAUCGCAGUUAAUCUCGGAUUCGCCGGACUUCUAACCAUCGUCUUCCCAACCAUCAACAGCAAGCUUUAUCCUUCUGGCACUCUAGGUUUAUUCUCAGGCUUUAACUUCAUUGCCUUUGUACUCGUCUAUCUUUUGGUAGAAGAAACAAAAGAGCUGUCGCUAGAGGACCUCAGCUACGUCUUGAACGUGCCAAAACGUGUUUUCAUACGACAGCAAGUUGAUUAUUUCAAUUGGUUCGCGAGACGGUAUCUAUUGGGUAGGAGGAAUGAGAUGGCCCCCGAAAUGGGUAAUGGCGCUGGAACUCAGCCGAUAAACAGCGAAAGAGUGCAAAUUCCUGAGGUCGAGGACCGAAGCUUUCGCACACACUCUGAAAGGGGAAGCAGAGUAUCAAGUAGCAGGUCUAUAUCACCACAUCACAUAGAAAACCAUGCUCACUGAUGUCAAAACGCACUGAGCUGCAGAACUGAAGGGAUUACUGGAUAUAGACAAAUAAUAUUGUAUCUUUGUGG
Messenger RNA from Xylaria bambusicola, 2518 nucleotides. RefSeq names its product sugar transporter-domain-containing protein. The transcript is spliced from 12 exons. The record is from RefSeq and is a predicted model, not a curated record. Lineage: Eukaryota; Fungi; Ascomycota; Sordariomycetes; Xylariales; Xylariaceae. Gene Ontology annotation, cellular component: membrane. Bases 363 to 2447 code for a protein of 694 amino acids. Gene Ontology annotation, biological process: transmembrane transport. Gene Ontology annotation, molecular function: myo-inositol:proton symporter activity.